Molecule: messenger RNA, 2133 nt
Organism: Iphiclides podalirius (scarce swallowtail)
Lineage: Eukaryota; Metazoa; Arthropoda; Insecta; Lepidoptera; Papilionidae
Source: the annotation of a GenBank genome assembly
AUGUAUCCGAGCGCGGGCGCAAUGAACGCCGCCGCAGCCGCUGCUGCCGUGGCGGCCGCUAGGCAUCCGGGUCCACCGCAGCCGGGACAGCCUAUCAAAUUCACCGUGGGCGAGUCCUGCGAUCGAAUAAAGGAAGAAUUCAAUUUUCUACAAGCCCAAUACCAUAAUUUAAAAUUAGAAUGCGAGAAGUUGGCUAGUGAAAAAAUAGAAAUACAAAGGCAUUACGUCAUGUACUAUGAAAUGUCGUACGGCCUUAACGUGGAGAUGCACAAACAGACGGAAAUCGCGAAGAGGCUCAACGCGAUAAUAGCUCAGAUCCUGCCGUUCCUGUCUCAAGAGCACCAGCAGCAGGUCGCGUCGGCGGUGGAACGGGCGAAGCAGGUCACUAUGACGGAACUGAACGCCAUCAUUGGGCAACAGCGGCCGGACCUGCCGCGGCUGCUGCAGCAGAUGCACGCUGCGCACCUGCCGGCGCACGGGGCGCCCCCGCUGCCGCUGCUGGGCCAGGGUGCGCUGCCCCCGGCGGGGCUGCUCGGCCUCGGCGUGCCCCACCACCCCCUCUCGGUGCUCGCGAAGCCGCCCGAGAUCCACCGGCCCGACGACAAGGGAAACGGUAUCAGUUCAGCGGAAGAGAGACAUAGAAAUUCCAUAUCGCCGGGAGAGCGGGAGAAGUAUAGAACGAGGAGCCCCGCGGAACCGGACCAUAAGAAACUCAAAAAAGAAGAGAAAGACAUGGGCCAUGAGUUGGUCGUGGAUGACGCGAGUGAGGAACCAACGUCACCCCACAACGGCGCGCCUUCGCCGAGAGAAAACGGACUGGACAAACUGCAGCCUAAGAAAGAGCACCCACCUCACAGCCCUAGGUCGGGCACGUCGAGCAACGCGUCCACGCCGUCCGCCAAGAAGCUGGACGAGAAGCCGAGCACGCCGAUCUCGAAGCCGGUGACGCCGACGUCGGGCGCGAGCGGCGCGGGCGGCGCGGGCGCCCCGCUCAAGGCCGCCGUCAAGCCGCCCGCGCUGCAGUACCCGUACCUGGGCAACGGCGCGCACGACGCGUACGGCCUGGCGGGCUACUCGGCGCGCGCCGCGCUCGCCUACGAGCCGCUGAGGGCGCCCAUCGGCCCCUCCGCGCUGGCGCCCAUCCCGGGCGGCAAGCCGGCGUACUCGUUCCACGUGUCGGCGGAGGGCCAGAUGCAGCCGGUGCCGUUCCCGCCGGACGCGCUCAUGGGGCCCGGCAUCCCGCGGCACGCGCGCCAAGUGUCCGCGCUGGCUCACGGCGAGGUGGUGUGCGCGGUGACCGUCUCCUCGCCCACCAAGUACGUCUACACGGGCGGCAAGGGCUGCGUCAAGGUGUGGGACAUCAGCCAGCCGAGCAAGGCGCCCGUCAGCCAGCUGGACUGCUUGCAAAGGGACAACUACAUAAGAUCGGUCAAGCUGCUGCCCGACGGCCGCACGCUCAUAGUCGGCGGCGAGGCGUCCAACCUCUCCAUCUGGGACUUGGCGUCGCCCACGCCCAGGAUCAAGGCGGAGCUCACCUCUUCGGCGCCGGCGUGCUACGCGCUCGCCAUUAGCCCCGAUUCAAAGGUGUGCUUCAGCUGCUGUUCCGACGGCAACAUCGCCGUGUGGGACCUCCACAACCAGACCUUGGUGCGCCAGUUCCAGGGCCACACCGACGGCGCCUCCUGCAUAGACAUAUCGGCCGACGGCACCAAACUAUGGACCGGCGGACUCGAUAACACCGUCAGAUCAUGGGAUCUCAGAGAAGGCAGACAAUUACAGCAACACGAUUUCAGCUCGCAAAUAUUCUCACUCGGCUACUGUCCCACGGGCGAGUGGCUGGCGGUGGGCAUGGAGAACAGCAACGUGGAGGUGCUGCACGCCGUGAAGCCGGACAAGUACCAGCUGCACCUGCACGAGUCGUGCGUGCUCUCGCUGCGGUUCGCCUCCUGCGGCAAGUGGUUCGUCUCCACCGGCAAGGACAACCUGCUCAACGCGUGGCGCACGCCCUACGGCGCCAGCAUAUUCCAGUCAAAGGAAUCGUCGUCGGUGCUCAGCUGCGACAUCUCAUCGGACGACAAGUACAUAGUGACCGGCUCCGGCGACAAGAAGGCGACAGUGUACGAAGUGAUCUAC